UUUUUAUUACUGGCCAUAUUUUGUCCGAUACGUGGCAGCGCACGGACAACGUCCACGUUCGCCGCCAUUUUGACAUUAAACGAAAAGAAGUAACUUCGUUGAGUUGAACCCUUUUUUUCAAUACAAUAAAGUUUAAUAAUUGUGUAAAAAUCAUAGAUAAAAUCUUCCAAAAUGGGGAAUAUGUUUACAAAUUUAUUUAAGGGCCUGUUUGGCAAAAAGGAAAUGAGAAUACUGAUGGUUGGUCUUGAUGCAGCUGGUAAAACCACAAUACUGUACAAACUCAAAUUAGGAGAAAUUGUUACUACUAUACCGACAAUUGGUUUUAAUGUGGAGACUGUAGAAUACAAAAACAUCAGUUUCACUGUAUGGGAUGUGGGCGGUCAAGAUAAAAUAAGACCACUAUGGAGGCAUUACUUUCAGAACACACAGGGUCUCAUCUUUGUAGUAGACAGUAACGAUCGGGAGCGUAUCGGAGAGGCGCGAGAAGAGUUGAUGAGAAUGUUAAGUGAAGAUGAGCUACGGGAUGCUGUACUUUUGAUCUUUGCAAACAAACAGGAUCUGCCAAAUGCAAUGAACGCAGCCGAGAUAACGGACAAGCUGGGUCUGCACUCGCUCCGCAACCGCAACUGGUAUAUCCAGGCCACGUGCGCCACUUCCGGCGACGGCCUCUACGAGGGUCUCGACUGGCUCUCAAACCAGCUGAAGAACGCAAACCGCUAACCACGCGACACCGCCAAUAUGAUCAGAGACUAUGGUUUAAGAUAUGUUCACUUUUUUUGCUAAAUACAAUGUAUGUGCGAAAUAAAAUGUAUUAAUGUUGCGUCAUCUGGGUGACCGAGCUCUCACCGUAUCCUACCGCUCCGAGCAACUCCUGUUCGCAGUCAGUACAAUCGCGUAUCAUUUACCUGGUGACUAGUACUGGUACUAUUUGAGGGACUCUUCUAGCCAGUUAAGACUCAGUAUAAAUCAUUGUAGGAACAGACCCGUUAUUAUAAUACUAGACAAAAGUUAAGGGUCUCAAAAUGUAUACAGAAAACCCACCAUUUUUUUAAUAAUAUUCUGUCGCGCGUUGUUAAUAACUUAAAACUGAAACUAGAAAGUUCUAAUAUAGCUGUCAAUCAUGUUAUUACAGACGGAAUUAAUGUUUAAUCUUAGCACCGAUCAUGUCCUGUAAACUUAGGAAACACAUACUCAAUUUUGUGGUGUGUCUUACACAUAAGCAUAUACACAGUAGGAAGAAUAGUCAGUUAAUAUUUAUAUUGGUGUUGCGCAUUUAUUGAACAUUCUCCGGGCUGCGAGCAAAUAUACUGUGCAAUAUAUGUCAUAUUUUAUGCAGAACAACCGAAAUAAAUGUUAUAUCAUUGUCACAGAAUGUUUCGCUUGUAGUCCUGGGCAGUGCAGACUUUAGGAAUAGGGUCCCAACUAGGACUUUUAUGCUAUAUAUAAUACUCCUCUUCUCAUCUAUAUUAUUAUAUAUAACACCAUUUUACACAGGACUUUUUGUAAUGCGUGCGACAGUUGUUGCUCAUGUCAUGUUGACAAAUUGAAGCGAUGUUAAUUUACUAUCGAUAAUUUAUUUGUUCCUUCACAAGUGUGAUCACAAUACAAAAGUAUUUCAAUUAAUUUGUUAAUAAACGAAACUUUAUGCAUCAUUCACAGGUUUUUAGUUCUUACAAUGACCAGGAUACGCUGUUUGUUCGAUCUCGGUUGGCGUUGAACAAAUAUAGAUGUAAAGUUCUGCAAAAUUACAUUUUGUUUAUAAUUGUAGUUAACCGUUUACCUACCGUGUAUAUUCCAACGAUCGCGCAUUUUUGGUGUGGAUAGGUGGAUAGCUGGACCGUGAUAAGUGGAAUCACAGCAUAACAUGUUUUAUAUGUAUACUAUGUGGAUUAAGUUUCGUAAUAAAGUAUUUAAAGUUAAUGGAUAUCUAUGAUUUUAAUUUAUUAGCGUAGUGCACCUUUAGUGCGAGUUUAAGGUAUGUAUGUUUGACUUAACAUUAGUUACUGUGCUUAAUUAUGUCAGUGAAUAUUCAUUACAUUUAUAUUUAAGAGGACUAUUUAAUAAUAUUUUAUAGAUAACCUUCAUAUACAUUCUUAAGGCGGCAACAUACACGUAACGUUUUAUUUGCACAAGUAUUGUUCGAUUAGUUUAAUCAUCUUUUCUUUCUAUUUACCAAAGGCUCACUUCUAUAAAUAUUUAUAAAAUCCAAAAUCCUGUGAACUGGAGUUCGCCUCCUCUCAGUUGUCUCACUCAUUUUCGACCGAAGUCAAUCGUAGAACAUGUAGACAGAGGUAGUAUGCGCAAAAUACAAGUCGGGAAUUGAAAAUUCGAACGUUUUUAAAAAAAAAUCGCGCAAAUAUCUUCAAAUGCUUGCGCAAGUAAAUCGUUGCGUGUGUGAACGUCAUCAGAGAAGCCUUUCGCUCCAACGGGUCAAAUAUUGAAGAAUGAGAGAGUUACACAAGUUCUGACAUGUUCCUCGUGUCUUUUGUUAUAGAUGUCUUGAACAUAUUCACAUCGGCAAUGUCUACGCAGUGAUAACCUCACAAGCUCUAAAUUCCAAUAAUUUGAUAUUAUGUAUGAUGAAAGUUUAUUUUUAUGCAAGUUAACUAGGGUAGUUUAAGCUGUUAUGUUAUUUCGAAAGGAUUGGUCGUAGGUCUCCAAUAUCAAAUCGAUCGUAUUCGGGCCGCAUUUAUAGUUGACGAUUCUCAUGACGGACUUUUUAUUUAGGCGUAUAAUGGUGUGUUAGGUAAGCUAUAAGGGUCAUUUGGAAGAAUGGGCGCUGUUCUAUCUCUUAAUGGUUCUCUGCUCUGACACAAUUAAUUAUAACUUAGCGUUUUUUAUGAUAAUUUAGAAGAUUGUUAAAACACAUCUGAAGGAUAUUAUGAGGCAAGUGUAGCAAAAGAGAAUUCAUUUUAUUUUUAUGGAUACAAAGGUUUACUGAAAAGCGAUAUGUGACAUUCCGGUUUGUCUUAUGCUGUAUUAUGGAAUAAAAUAUCCUCAUAAA
Molecule: messenger RNA, 3004 nt
Organism: Leptidea sinapis
Lineage: Eukaryota; Metazoa; Arthropoda; Insecta; Lepidoptera; Pieridae
Gene: Arf79F
Product: ADP-ribosylation factor 1
Exons: 5
Coding region: 172-720 (182 amino acids)
Biological process (GO): intracellular protein transport; vesicle-mediated transport
Cellular component (GO): plasma membrane; cytoplasm
Molecular function (GO): GTP binding; GTPase activity
Source: RefSeq, a predicted model, not a curated record